UAUUUAUUAUUUAUUGUAUUUUAUUAUUUUGAUACUUUGAUAGUAACUUGUAAUUUUUUUUUAUAUUAAUGUUUUAACCGUAUUUCAAGUUUUCUACACUACGAAAAUCUGUAAAACUUUUAUCUUAUUAAUAAUUAUAAUUCAUAAAAUAGAAAAUGGAAAAUAUGAUGUUCAACAAAGAUCAAGAAAUGGAGUCCUCUAGUUAUAAAGACUUCUCACAAGAAGAUUUGUUUUUAGCUCCAGAACCAAAAAGAUCAAAUGACCAACAUAAUUCUUCUGAUCUAUUUGGAAAAAAAAAGAAGGACAAAAGUAAAAAACAAAUCGAAGCAGAAGAAAGAGAAAAAAUGAGAGUUCUUGUAUCCAACUUCACGGAAGAACAAUUAGAUAGAUAUGAAAUGUUCAGAAGAUCAGUGUUUCCUAAAGCUGCAAUUAAACGGAUCGUUCAAACUAUUACUGGAAAUUCUGUUUCUCAAAAUGUUGUAAUUGCAAUGUCUGGUAUUGCAAAAGUGUUUAUUGGUGAAAUAGUUGAAGAAGCACUUGACAUAAUGGAAGCUCAAGAAGAUUCAGGACCAUUACAUCCCAAACACUUAAGAGAAGCUGUACGGCGGCUAAGAAAAACUGGAGCUAUUCCAUCUUCCAAAGGUAGAAAAUUGCCUUUUUAUAUUUAGAUACCUAAUAUAAAUUUAAACUCCAUGUACAACAAUUGAUAAUAUUUUUUUUAAUUUAGCAACUAAUGUAAAUUAUUGAUUGUAUAUAUCUGACUACAUUUAUAGUAGGUAAUUAUUUAUGAAGCAUAUAAUUGUAUUAACAAAUAAGAAAAAUUUACCUAUUUAUUUAUGACGUUUAUAAAAAAUAUUUCAAACAUCAAAAAAUGUGUAUAAAUAAUAAUUAUAUAUAUAUAAAUUGUUUAUUCUCCAAAUAGACUGUAUGAGUAUAUGACUGUGAAAUAAUAUCAUCAUUUCACUUAGUAUCAUUUAUACAACUUAUAAUUAAAUACAUUUGAAAUGUUAAUAUAUUUUUUUUAUUUGUAAAACUAGUAUUAAAUGUUUAAAUAUAAAUGUUGUUUUCCUGUUUUCCUAGCCACCAUGUUGAUAAUAUUAUUCUAUUAUAACUUCUCAUAGACAAACAGCAUGAGAUAAUUAUUACAUUAACACAUAUAUCUUUAAUCGUGGAGGGAACUCCAUUUAACAUCAUGUAAUAGUGAAUCAGAGUAGGUAUUAUGAUGUAUAAUGAAUGACUAAUGAAUGAUGUGACGGUUAAUGACAGCUGUUUGACCCUUUUUUGUACAGUUAAUUUUUUAAAAGGUAUACAUUAUUAUGUAUGUCCGAAUGGCCGUAUAAAUAAUAAUAUAUUAUCAUUAUUCUGUGCUUACUUUAUUCUUGUUUAAAUAUGUCUAUAUUAUGAAUAGCAGAAUAGACAUUAUAUAGCUUGAAUAUAUGUAUACUGAUUAAUUAUUAAAAA
Messenger RNA from Rhopalosiphum padi (bird cherry-oat aphid), 1461 nucleotides. It is a transcript of the gene Taf11, whose product is annotated as transcription initiation factor TFIID subunit 11. The record is from RefSeq and is a predicted model, not a curated record. Gene Ontology annotation, molecular function: protein heterodimerization activity; transcription coactivator activity. The transcript has 4 exons. Gene Ontology annotation, biological process: RNA polymerase II preinitiation complex assembly; transcription initiation at RNA polymerase II promoter. Lineage: Eukaryota; Metazoa; Arthropoda; Insecta; Hemiptera; Aphididae. The coding region runs from base 156 to 668 and encodes 170 amino acids. Gene Ontology annotation, cellular component: transcription factor TFIID complex; nucleus.